Iphiclides podalirius (scarce swallowtail) is the source of this 1581-nucleotide messenger RNA. The record is from the annotation of a GenBank genome assembly. Lineage: Eukaryota; Metazoa; Arthropoda; Insecta; Lepidoptera; Papilionidae.
AUGCCCAAAGUGGUAAAGGAUCCACAUGAAGGCAUUAAGUAUCACAACGUGCGAAAAGGAAGCGAACCUGGUUGCUACCAAUUACAUAGGCCAUCGGAAUGCCGCCUGAAGUUCCCGAAAACCAAACGGCCAAUCCACAAAUGCGAAAUACCGAAACGCGAGUUCACUCUGGUGCCACAGAUAGGAGGAUGGAGGUCGCUGCUAAUCCCGAAAAAAGAGCCCAAUUACUACCCGGCCGUGAUGCAUAAGAGUGAAUUCGAGAGGCUUAAGAAACAAGCCAAGAUAGUGACGCAAGAGGAGCAGCUCAGAGCCAUGCACGAGCAGGAGGCCGCGGUGCAGAAGGCGGCACGCGAGUCCGAGGAACGGAAGGAGCUGCUGAAGAAGAAGCUGCUUCCCCAACCGGGGGCAGAGGUCGCCACGGGCGCUGUCGAUCCUGAAUUGGAGGGCCCCGACCAGAAUGCGCACACGCUGUCCAGGGCCGAAGUGCUGCUCGCCGACAACAUGCAAGGGCCCAGACUCUGCAACAGGAUCAUCUUGGCGUCCAAAUGCCACGCCAUCCGCGACGCGCAGAUCGCCGAGAAGGACCUCAUCAAGAAGGAACUGACCGAAGAAGAGAGGAGACUGGACGCCAUCAUGGAGGAGAACCGUCUCGCGGCAGUGAGGAGAGCUGAAGAGGAGGAGGAGCGACGCCACCAGCUACGGCUGCAGAACCUCGCCGCGCUGAAAGAGCAGAUAGAGGCACACGACACUGCUAAGAUAAUGGAAGCGGAGCGCAUAGAGGAGGAGAGCAUUAGAGUGAACCAGGCGAACAUCGCGAUGCGGAUCGACGAGGCGCAGAAACUGAAGGAGAAACAAGAGAGGCAGGCGAAGCUUAAGGAGAUCCUCGACCAAGGCAACGCGGAACUGCUGUACUUCAAGCAGUUGCAGAACGAGGAGGAGCGAAUACUGAACCUCCGGAUCGCCGAGUUCCUGAGGAGGCGCCAGGAGCGGGAGUCGCGCGCCAGGGCCGAGGCGGAAGCGGUGAAAGCGGCCAAGCAGAAGGGCAUCGACCACAUCGCCAAGGCCCAGAAGGCGGAACAGGAGCUGAAGGAGGAGCUGGAACGCAUCCGCAACCUGAAGAUCCAGGAGGACGUGGAGCGAGAGUACCGGCGCAAGGAGCGCGAAGCAGCCAUCAAGAGGAACAGGGAGAUGAAGCAACUUCACGAGGCCAGGGUCAACCAGAUCCACGACAUCCACCGUCUAAUUGCGCGCGAGAUUGCGAAGGAUGAGCAGAGCUUCAACAACGCCGCCAGACAGAACGAGGAGUUUCUGCAGAAGGAGAAAAUGUUGGAGGAACAGCGCAAAGCUCGAAUCGAGCGUCAUCGGCAAGAAAUCAUGAAGCAAAUCAACGACAAAGAGCGCGCCAGGGCCGAGCUGAGGGAGAGGAUACGCAACGAAGGCGUCGCGCUGCGUAUGGAGCAAGAGCAACAGGAGAAGUACGAAAGGAAGGUCAUCAAGAACAAGGUGGCGGACAUGAGACAGCAAAAGGUGGCGGAGAAAUACGUGAAGGAAGUGGAGCAGACGCUCGGCAAGCACGGAUAU